UCUCUGAGCGCUGCUUGUCCUGGGUCCGAGCAGGGGCCUGGGUGCGAGCCAGAGCGGGGAGCAGGAAGGAGCGCAGCAUGGGCCCCGAGUUCCUCCCCAGCAGGCCCCCCCAGGAAUCAGUGACCUUCGAGGAUGUGGCCGUGGACUUCACCUGGGAGGAGUGGGGCUACCUGGACACCUCCCAGAAGGAGGUUUACUGGGAGGUGAUGCUGGAGAACUACAGGAACCUGGUCAGCCUGGCUAGGCCUUGUGGGAGCCCAGGGGCCUGGGUGCGAGCCAGAGCGCGGAGCAGGAAGGAGCGCAGCAUGGGCCCCAAGUUCCUUCCCAGCAGGCCCCCCCAGGAAUCAGUGACGUUCAAGGACGUGGUGGUGGACUUCACUUGCAGGGAGUGGGGCUACCUGGACACUUCCCAGAAGGAGCUUUACUGGGAGGUGGUGUUGGAGAACUACAGGAAUCUGGUGUGCCUGGGCCUUGCGGUAUCCAACUUGGACGUGUUCUCUCAUCUGAAGUCAAGGGAAGCACGUGGGAUUCCAACGGGUAGUGUCUUGAGAACCAUCUGGCCAGAUUGGGACACCAGACCUCAUUCCAAGGAAUCAUUGUCAAAGAUGAGUAUUUAUAUGGAAACCUUAUCCCAGCAAACAUUGUCACGGGAUGAUCCGUGCGCCUCCAAGAUGAGGAAGGCCUGGGAGUGUUAUGGCAGUUUAAAGAAAAAGCAGAGCACUGAGCAGCAUCCUAGACUGGUAAAAGUAACGCAGACAGAAUUUCCCAGUAAAGUGAGAGACUUUGAAUACAGUAAAUACAGGCAGACAUCCAGCCCGGAGCCACUCCUUUGCCCACAACAGGGAGUAUCUGUAGUAAUGAAUCUCUGUAAAGGUGAUAUCCAGAGAAAGAGUUUUACUGUGUAUUCAGACCAAAGACAAUGUAAUCAAAUCUGUUCAAAGGUUAAGCAAUCUAAGGUUAACAGAUGUCAGAAAACCUUUGAUUGUGAUUUGGACCUCAUUAAAAAACAUGAAAUUCAUGUUGAAGGGAAACUUCAUGAAAGUGGGAAUUCUUUCCUCCUGAGUAAUGAACUUAGUCUACACCAGAGAAGUGAUAAAGAAAAACAGUGUUAUAAAUCGACUCAGUGUGGGAAGACAUCCUGUCAGAAGGCAGAUCUUACUCAACUCUCUAGCAUUCAGAGUAAAAACAAACCUUAUAAAUGUAGUGAAUGUGGAAAGGCCUUCCAGCAGAAGAUAAAUCUCAUACAGCAUUUCAGAAUUCAUACUGGAGAGAGACCUUUCGAGUGCAGUGACUGUGGAAAGGCCUUCCGCCAAAAGACUGAUCUCAUACGACAUUACAGGAUUCAUACUGGAGAAAAACCUUUUAAAUGCAAUGAUUGUGGGAAAGCCUUUCCGAGAAGCACAACGCUGACUCGACAUCAGAGAACUCACACUGGAGAGAAAUCCUAUGAGUGCAGUGAAUGUGGGAAGACAUUUGGAUCAAGCUCCAAUCUCUCUCUGCACCGGAGAACUCAUAAAGGAAUAAAACCUCACGAGUGCAGUGAAUGUGGGAAGGCAUUCCCUCAGAAGUCUGACCUUACUCGCCACAUUAGUACCCAUACUGGAGAGAAACCCUAUGAAUGCACGGAAUGUGGAAAAUCCUUCACCCGGAGCACUGGUCUUUCGUGCCAUAAGAGAAUACAUACUGGAGAGAAACCUUAUCAAUGUAAUGAAUGUGGGAAGGCCUUUACUACCAGUUCAUCCCUUACUUACCAUCACACAGUUCAUACUGGGAAGAGACCAUAUGAAUGCAGUGAAUGUGGGAAGGCCUUCCGCUUAAGCACACAUCUUACUGAACAUCAGAGAAUUCAUACUGGAGAGAAACCUUACAAAUGUAAUGAAUGUAAUAAAACGUUCACCUAUAGCUCAUCCCUUACUUCUCAUCAAAGAAUUCAUACAGGAGAGAAACCAUAUGAAUGCAGUGAAUGUGGGAAAACUUUCACCUAUAGCUUAUCCCUUACUUAUCAUCUCAGAAUUCAUACUGGAGAGAAACCAUUUGAAUGUAAUGAAUGUGGAAAGGCCUUCCACUUAAGUUCACAUCUUACUGAACACCAGAGGCUUCAUACUGGAGAGAAACCUUACAAAUGUAAUGAAUGUAGGAAGGCUUUCCGCUUGAAUAUUCAAUUUACUCUACAUCAGAGAAUCCAUACUGGAGAGAAACCUUUGAAGCCUUAUGAAUGUAAUGAAUGUGGGAAGGCCUUCAAUCGCAACUCAUCCCUUACUUACCAUCAGAGAAUUCAUACUGGAGAGAAACCAUAUGAAUGUAAUAAAUGUGGGAAGACCUUUCAACAAAAUUCAUAUCUUAGGAAACAUCAGAAAAUUCAUACUGGAAGAAAACCUUACGAAUGCGAUGAAUGUGGGAAGGCUUUCCACUGGAGAACACAGCUUACUGAACAUAAGAGAGUUCAUACUGGAGAGAAACCUUAUGUAUGUAAUGAAUGUGGGAAGUCCUUUCUCUGGAGUAGUAACUUUACUAGGCACCAGAGAACUCAUACUGGAAUAAAACCUUAUAAAUGCAGUGAAUGUGGGAAGGCCUUUUGCCAGAACUCCUAUCUUAGGAAACAUCAGAAAAUUCAUACUGGAGAGAAACCUUAUGAAUGUAAUGAAUGUGGGAAAACCUUCCAAUGUAGAACACGGCUAGCUAAACAUCAGAGAAUUCAUACUGGAGAGAAACCUUUUGUAUGCAUCAAAUGUGGGAAGGCUUUCCUCUGGAGUACUGACCUUAUUAGGCACCACAGAACUCAUACUGGAGAGAAAUGUUAUGAAUGCAACGAAUGUGGGGAGGCCUUUUGUGAUAAGACAGCUCUUACCCAACAUCAUAAAAUUCAUACUGGAGAGAGACCCUAUAAAUGCAAUGAAUGUGGGAAGGCUUUUCACCAUAACUCACAUCUUAUUCAGCAUCAUAAAGUUCAUACUGGAGAGAAACCUUAUGAAUGUAAUGAAUGCGGGAAGGCCUUUGCCUGGAAGACAGCACUUACUAAACACCAAAGGAUCCAUACUGGAGAGAAACCCUAUGAAUGUUAUGAAUGUGGGAAAGCUUUUACCUGGAGCACAGCACUUACUCAACAUCAGAAAAUUCAUACUGGAGAGAAACCUUAUAAAUGCAGUGAAUGCAAGAAGGCUUUCUGUGUAAGGGCAGAACUUAAUCAACAUUAUAGAGUUCAUAGUGGAGAAAAACCCUAUAAAUGUAAUGAAUGUGGGAAGGCAUACUCUCGGAGCACAACGCUCAUUCGACAUUAUAGCAUUCAUACUGGAGAGAAACCUUAUUAGUGUAAUAAAUGUAGAAACUCCUUCUGGAGCACGGAGUACACUCCAACUGGAGGGAAGAAAGCUUGUGAGUGCAAUGAAUGUGGAAAGCCUUUCUGUCAGAGAAUAAAACUUACUGAACAUCAGACAAUUCUACCGGAGAAAAGUAAGACUUUUCUCCAGGAGAAAUACAUAGCCAAAUAUAUUGAAUACUAGAGGGAAAUCAUAUGAAUAUAGCUAGCUCUUCAGUGAAUGAUGGUAAAGCAUGCCACUUGACCCUUCAGCCAAAAUGUAGUGUGGAGGUACAGAAAAAGGUGUACACUUUCAGACAUGGCCAGUGUGUGUGGAUUUGUUUUGUUUGUCCAAGUUUAUUUGUUAUAACGGCAGAGGGAAGUCAGUGGAAAAUGACAGUGAUGUUAAAGGAAGGAAAGAACAUCAGUAAAAGAAAAAGUCCUUUGAUCACAGCAUGUGACUUAAUGAAUGUCCUACUUUUGUGGAAAAGAUAUGAAGGCUAGCCUAUAGAAUAGCUAGGUGAGAUUAGAACUGUUUGAAUGGCUGCACCCAAAGAGUAGUCAUUAUUGGUUCAACAGCAGCUUGGAAGAUGCUAUCUCCUCAAGUUAACAGUGUUAUUAAUGCCUUGUAUAAAACCAUAGGUGACAUGCUUAUAAGAUUUGUAGACACAAAGCUGGGGGGCAUGGUGGGCGAAAGAUGAAAUGAAUGAGGAAACAAAGAUUCAAGCUUCUGAGCGUAUCGAUUUAUUAAGCAAUGCAUGCCAAUUGUCCAACAAAUUGGGACCAAUAGACUUCCUGAGAAAGGGGGAGACAAAUAUUUAUGCAUUUAAAAUGAUCAAAUAAGACCAAUUAAAAGAAUAACCAGGAUACAAAAUUGGGU
Molecule: messenger RNA, 4175 nt
Organism: Vombatus ursinus (common wombat)
Lineage: Eukaryota; Metazoa; Chordata; Mammalia; Diprotodontia; Vombatidae
Product: zinc finger protein 665-like
Exons: 11
Coding region: 78-3308 (1076 amino acids)
Biological process (GO): regulation of DNA-templated transcription
Source: RefSeq, a predicted model, not a curated record